UUGUUGCGUUGUAUACAAGGUGGAGCGUGGAGAGAGCGUGCGUGGAGAUCGAUGCUAUUUCAGGCAUGCUGAUGUGUGUAUUUGUUAAUAGAAAGAGUGACUCCUUCCAAGAAUUCAUGUAGAUAUUCAGUAUGUGGUUGGCAACAUUUCUGAUGAUUCAGGGCUUUAGAACGAUACAGUCUGCGUUUCUAUGGAUAGAUAUGAAGGGGUGUACAAAACUUCAGGCUCAUUUUUAACAUGAAGCUGCAACAAGAGCAGAAAGCAGAGCUAAAAUCAACAAAGACGUCGGCAACGUUUGUUACCCUUGCUGGUUUGGCAGUAGCAGCUCUGUCUUUCUGAGGAUGUUUUUGGCAUGAAAUCAGACCACCUACGUCUGUUCUUCAUCACUUCCUCUUCCUCCUUCAUCACCCUUCUCCUAUCUCUGGCCAGGGACUCUCACCUCAGCUCCACCGCAUUGAUGAGGUAACGUCAAGCGGCACCCACCUGCACAGACACCUUUUUCACUUCUCCCUUUUCCUCCCCCGACCCUGCCCUUCACAGCCAUGGGACAGAAGAUCUCCAGCGGGAUUAAAUCAGUGGACAGUCGUGGGGAAACCGGUGGCUCCCCGUCGUAUCGGCCCUUGGCUCACCGGCGGCAGCACCCAGAACUGAGAGACCUGGAUUUCUCCAAACCUCCACGGUUGGAUCUCCUACUGGACAUGCCUUGUGCUGGACUGGAGACUCAGCUCAGACAUGCGUGGAACCCUGAUGAUCGCUCUCUUAAUAUCUUUAUCAAAGAAGAUGAUAAAUUGACAUUUCACCGUCACCCAGUUGCUCAAAGCACGGACUGCAUCAGGGGGCGAGUUGGAUACACACGGGGUCUUCAUGUUUGGAAAAUCCAUUGGCCUUCCCGGCAGCGCGGCACCCAUGCCGUCGUUGGGGUGGCCACUGCAGAAGCUCCUUUACAUUCUGUAGGAUACACGGCUUUAGUGGGUUCAGACUGUGAGUCCUGGGGCUGGGAUCUGGGACGCAACAGGCUCUACCAUGACAGUAAGAACAGAGCGCACAGCUCGCUACCGUCAUAUCCAUGUUUCCUGGAGCCGGAGGAGUCGUUCACCCUGCCGGACUCUCUGUUAGUUAUUCUGGACAUGGACGAGGGAACACUGAGCUUCAUGGUGGACGGGCAGUAUCUUGGAGUUGCUUUUAGAGGACUUAAAGGCAAGAAGCUGUAUCCUGUCGUUAGCGCCGUGUGGGGACAUUGUGAGAUAACCAUGAAGUACAUCAAUGGCCUGGAUCCUGAGCCUCUCCCUCUCAUGGACCUGUGUCGGCGUGCAGCCCGUCUGGCGUUGGGUCGGGAGCGUCUUCAGGAGAUCCAGAGCCUCCCUCUUCCCCAGUCCCUUAAAAAUUACCUCCAAUACCAGUGACUGACACCAGCAGAUCAUACUGGGAACACAAGGACACACAACAGACCACCUGCAAGUCUGAUGAAAAGAAUGAGAUGAAGAAAGCGUAGAGACAGAAUGGAUGCUGGAUGAAAGAAGAAGAGUGCUGUUGCUCUACAACAGAUGAACUAAUGAAAAGAUGGAGAGGAAGAACUGUCGGAGAGGGUCCAGGCUUUCAAAAUAAGAGCAGGACAGCACCAGCUUCUUUUUGAUCUCCAGCUGCUUUUUCUUCAGUUUUGACUUAAAAUAAAUCAUUGAUGCUGGUAUCCUAUCAGUGUCUCACUCAUCCUGAAAGAAAACCCAUCCGGUGAUGGCACAGUGUAGUUAGGAGGUGACAGACAUGGAUGAACAGUGCCACCUGGUGGCGAGAGUAAGAACUGUGGCAAGAAAGCACACUAAAUCCUUCCAUGGAGGCCUUUCUGACACUCAGUCAUAUCAAUGCUGUUGGAUACUUUAGAGUGUAUUCAUGGUCUCCUUUUGGCACAGGUGACAGGCUACAGCAGUAUUUUAGCACUGAUUGUGGUUUUAUCUGGUUGACUGUGGCCUGACUCCCCGCUCACUCCCCGCUCACAUUUCACACAGUAUGAAAACAUGGCUGCAGGGAAACUUCUUUACAAUCUUCAUGCAGUGGUGGUAAAGCCCUUUUCAGACAUGAAAAUGUCAUAUUUUUCAUAUGAACUGAUGAUUCAUGGUGUGUGAGAAGGAGCACAUGUCCCAGUAAAAGUGACGACAGUUUGAUGAAGUCAGAAACAUUUGUUAGCUAUGUAUCAUAAAAGGCCUUUAAAGUCUCAAUCACUUAACCAAUGCCAUUAGGCAUAGACCUCAACAUCACUCUCCAUUCAUCAGUUUCAGCAUUAAAUACUUGUUUUUUUCUUGGUUAUCUAUUAUUUUAGUGCCAUGUGUUUAAGACUAAUGUCCAACAAUGAAUGAGUGCAGGAUUAUAAUAUGUCUGAUGUAAAUGCUGCUGGUUAGACAUCUUCACAUGAACUAUAAUUAUACCUCACAAUACAAAUCUGGACAUUUUUAACAAUUUGACAUUUAGAUUCUUGUCUAACCAGCAGAGGGCGCUAUCUGCUUUAAAACUUCUCUUCAUGACAGUAGCUGAAGUUGAGUAGAAGGAGCCUCUUUUUUUUCUUAACAAAAUGUGACAUGGUUUUAUAAACUGAAAAAUAUGCCUUUUAAUAAUUAUUGAUUAAAAAAAACAAGGAAAAAAUUUUAAAAAGAAAAAGUAAAUAAAGUAAGAAUAGCUUUUCAUAAAUUGAUUUCACUCCCAUGUCUAUAAAAUCAUAACCUGACAUGCCAGAUGGAUGUGUUUCACACAUCCAUCUGCUAAACCACUGAUACACAGCGUUUGGGAAAGGGCAGAGCCUUUGAAAAAAAGUAGGAGUGUGGUUGGAUGAACAUUCUGUCUGUCACAUCUUUACAGGCCAAUCAGAGCAACAAAACACGUGACGUGGCCGCUAGCAAGGUGAGCCCCUAUUGAAGAGUAAGCUCCAUAGAGAACUGCGUAACGCGAACCAUGGCGACUGUAGACAUGUCAGUACACGACUUAUGUAAUUUUUUAAAAAGAAAACAACUCAGUUCUGUUCUUUGUGUUUUUUUUUAACGA
Molecule: messenger RNA, 3030 nt
Organism: Cheilinus undulatus (humphead wrasse)
Lineage: Eukaryota; Metazoa; Chordata; Actinopteri; Labriformes; Labridae
Product: SPRY domain-containing SOCS box protein 4-like
Exons: 3
Coding region: 543-1403 (286 amino acids)
Biological process (GO): proteasome-mediated ubiquitin-dependent protein catabolic process
Cellular component (GO): SCF ubiquitin ligase complex
Molecular function (GO): protein binding
Source: RefSeq, a predicted model, not a curated record